Molecule: messenger RNA, 2817 nt
Organism: Colossoma macropomum (tambaqui)
Lineage: Eukaryota; Metazoa; Chordata; Actinopteri; Characiformes; Serrasalmidae
Gene: edar
Product: ectodysplasin A receptor
Exons: 12
Coding region: 110-1621 (503 amino acids)
Biological process (GO): positive regulation of canonical NF-kappaB signal transduction; positive regulation of JNK cascade
Cellular component (GO): plasma membrane
Molecular function (GO): signaling receptor activity
Source: RefSeq, a predicted model, not a curated record
GGUGGAAACCAACACGUUAACGCUCAAAAACGUCUUGCUCGCUGGACGCUGGUUUGCGUGUGUGUACAGCGGAGCUGAGUGUCCGGUUCAGUCCAGUGCGGGCUGUUUGAUGAGGUGCACGCCGUUAGCUCACGGACGCUGCGCUGUUCAGGCCAGUUCAUCUCUUUUUCACAGCAGCUGCGUGGAAAAAAGUUUCUCUCAGGAGGAACGUGCCGAAACAAUGUCCCGGAAGGCGCGGCUGAUGGGGUCCCGCCUCCUCUCGCUUCUACUGGUGUCCAGUGUGUGUGUGUUGAGGGCAGAGUACUCCAGUUGUGGAGAGAAUGAGUUUUAUAAUCACACCAGCAGCAGCUGCCAGCCAUGCCCACCGUGCCAACCAGGACAGGAACCAUACAUGAGCUGCGGUUACGGCACCAAAGACGAGGAUUACGCCUGUGUUCCCUGCCCGGCGGGAAAGUUUUCAAAAGGAAAGUAUGAAAUCUGCCGGAGGCAUAAAGACUGUGACUCUCUGUACCGGGCCACCGUGCUGACCGCGGGGACGCCGCAGAGCGACGCCGAGUGUGGGCCCUGCCUGCCCGGGUACUUCAUCUUGGAGAGCCGACCGAGGAACAUCUACGGCAUGGUGUGUCACUCCUGUCAGAACGCUCCGCGGAACACCAAAGAGUGCAUGCGGACGACGUCCGUGGUAUCAGGACGUGUCCCUGGAGUCUCCUCUGCUAGUACCACCAUUUUCCCUCACGCCGAGAAAGAUCCCACUGGGCAGGGUCACCUAGCAACAGCCCUCAUCAUUGCCAUGUCCACCAUCUUCAUCAUGGCCAUCGCCAUUGUGAUGAUCAUAAUGUUCUACAUCCUGAAGGCCAAGCCGAGCGGGCAAGCAUGCUGCUCUGGACAGAUCGUGAAGACCAUAGAGGCUCCCAGCAACAAGCAAGAAGAGAAGAAAGAGGUUAAAGAGAGUGUUGUGAUAUUCGCAGAGAAGGACGAAUUUGACAAGCUCAAGCCACCUCCUCCAAAAGCAGUGAAAAGUGAAAACGAUGCGUCGUCGGAGAACGAGCAGCUGCUGAGCCGCAGCAUCGACAGCGACGAGGAGGCGGCGCAGGAGAAGCAGGGCGCUACCGACCUCUGCCUGCUGUCGCUCGUCCACCUCACUCGAGACAAGGCCUCGUCCAUCGGCACCAUCAACAACAACAACAACAACUGCAGCAGCAGCAAAGCUAUGGGGAUUCACAGUCGGAGGAAAAAAAUCCUGGACUUGUACACAAAAGCUUGCAGUGUUGCAGAGGGUCUGAGCCCCAUAGAGCUCCCCUUCGACUGCCUGGAGCGCACGAGCCGCAUGCUCAGCUCCACCUACAGCACGGACAGGGCUGUGGUCAAGACGUGGAGGCACCUUGCCGAGAGUUUUGGCCUGCGGAGGGACGAGAUCGGGGGCAUGACAGACGGGAUGCAGCUAUUCGACCGGGUCAGCACUGCCGGAUACAGCAUCCCGGACCUGCUGACCAGGCUGGUCCAAAUAGAGAGGCUGGAUGUGGUGGAGGCUCUCUGCUUCGACAUCCUCGGAGGACCGGAGAGUGGAGCGCCCCCUUCCAGGCAACACCCGACCCUUUCUUCCCGCUGUGCGAGCGUGUAAGAACCGGACACUUUCCUUGCUCCGAAUCACAUGAAGAAUACCCACCCUCCAGAGGUGAAGAGGCUGACAGAGACAGUCGAGUUGGCCCCGUACAGUGGGGCUGUUUUCCACUCCGUGCUUAUGCUGAUAGGAGAGAAAGCUUGAGCUACUGGUUCAGACUUUGUGGUCAGUCCAAGUUCCACGAUGGAACAUGAAGUCCUCUCCAGAUUCGAUGCAAAUGGGCAGUUUGUCUUAUUUUCAGUGCUUUGUUCAAAACGUCACGUCCAAACAAGUACUGAAGUGGUUGUAUACUUUGCGCUGGACGCCCCUAUUAAUGAUAUUUCCAUGAACAGAUUUGUGGUACCCCAAGCAUUUAAUACAGCCUGUUCUUCAUGGGUUUUGGCAACAUGCAGAUCGACCAGCUUGCACACUUCACCCAGUUCCAUUUCUAAAGGUUGUUACAUACCAAACGGGAUGUGAACAAACGUAAACGGUGUGAAAAUGUAAAAUAUUUAAAUGUACUUUUUCGCACAGACACUAUACACACCAUGUGCCUUAUCUUUGGAAUUUGGCAGUGUUGUUUAUGCUGUGAAAGAAAAACCGAACAAAGAUAUUAUUUGUUUAGACUUAAGGAUAUCAAAUUAUGGAUAACGCUAGUAUCGCAGAGCUGUACUUGAUCUUCUAAUGAGUAUAUAUGUCCGGAAACAACUUUUGAUACUGGAUUGCUGCAAAAUUCACUGUGUACAAGGGAAUGCCACCUCAAAACCUACCCAAAGUCCUCUAGUCUGUGCCCUGUUAUUAUCCAGAGUACAGUUGAUAAAACAAGUAAGACGAUCUAGCCGGCAUAUUGCUGUCUUUAGCUAAUGGAACUGUUAUUGUCUUGUAAUGUUUGCAAUGUAACACUCACAUAUACCUGCUUAAUUGGAGGGGCUUUUGAGCCAUGCUAACUUAUGUUACAUCCAUGAGUUACCGAGAGGCUUGUCUGUUGGAUAUCAAUGGGCGCAACAUCACCUCCUACUUUGAGUUUGCCUUCACAAGGCGCUGGAUUGGUUUAGAAAUUUCACACUCGGUUUGUUCCCACCCUAAUAAGUCUACAUUUCCACCCACUUUAAACCCAGAAUUUCUCAAGGUUGUCCCCAGACGUUCAUGUUACGAGAUCCUGUCUCAAACCGCAAGACUAGGCAAACUGUGCCCAAACUUUCCACAGGUGAAAGUAG